AUAACAGCAUGAAGUGCCGUGGAACUGGAAUAGGCGUGUCCUCUCCUUCGACCCUCCCCCUCCUUGUCCCUCUGCUCACCCCUCGCUCGUUCCCUCCCUCCGGCGAGGGACGCCUUUAUAACAACUGCUCAGAGUGCGAGGGCGGGAUAGCUGUCCGAGGGCUCCCCCAGCACUGAGGAGCUCGCCUGCUGCCCUCUUGCGCGUGGGAAGCAGCACCAAGUUCACUGCCAACGCCUAGGCACUAGGGUACAGAAUGGCUACAACAGUCCCUGAUGGUUGCCACAGUGGCCUGAAAUCCAAGUACUACAGACUUUGUGAUAAGGCUGAAGCUUGGGGCAUCGUCCUAGAAACAGUGGCCACAGCUGGGGUUGUGACCUCGGUGGCCUUCAUGCUCGCUCUCCCGAUCCUCAUCUGCAAGGUGCAGGACUCCAACAGGCGAAAAAUGCUGCCUACUCAGUUUCUCUUCCUCCUGGGUGUGUUGGGCAUCUUUGGCCUCACCUUUGCCUUCGUCAUCAGACUGGAUGGGAGCACAGGGCCCACACGCUUCUUCCUCUUUGGGAUCCUCUUUUCCAUCUGCUUCUCCUGCCUGCUGGCUCAUGCUCUCAAUCUGACCAAGCUCGUCCGAGGGAGGAAGCCGCUUUCCCUGUUGGUGAUUCUAGGUCUGGCCGUGGGCUUCAGCCUAGUCCAGGAUGUCAUUGCUAUUGAAUAUAUUGUCCUGACCAUGAAUAGGACCAACGUCAAUGUCUUUUCUGAGCUUUCUGCUCCUCGUCGCAAUGAAGACUUUGUCCUCCUGCUCAUCUACGUCCUCUUCUUGAUGGUGCUGACCUUCCUCAUGUCCUCCUUUACCUUCUGUGGUUCCUUCACGGGCUGGAAGAGACAUGGGGCCCAUGUCUACCUCACGAUGCUCCUCUCCAUUGCCAUCUGGGUGGCCUGGAUCACCCUGCUCAUGAUUCCUGACUUUGACCGCAGGUGGGAUGACACCAUCCUCAGCUCUGCUUUGGCUGCCAAUGGCUGGGUGUUCCUGUUGGCUUAUGUUAGUCCCGAGUUUUGGCUGCUCACAAAGCAACGAAACCCCAUGGAUUAUCCUGUUGAGGAUGCUUUCUGUAAACCUCAACUCAUGAAGAAGAGCUAUGGUGUGGAGAACAGAGCCUACUCUCAAGAGGAAAUCACUCAAGGUUUUGAAGAGACAGGGGACACGCUCUAUGCCCCCUAUUCCACACAUUUUCAGCUACAGAACCAGCCUCCCCAAAAGGAAUUCUCCAUCCCACGGGCCCACGCUUGGCCGAGCCCUUACAAAAACUAUGAAGGAAAGAAAGAGGGCAGCUAACUCUGUCCUGAAGAGUGGGACAAAUGCAGCCGGGCGGCAGAUCCAGCGGGAGCUCAAAGGGAUGUGGGUGAAAUCUUGAGUCUUCUGAGAAAACUGUACAAGACCCUACGGGAACAGCUUGCAUCCCUCCCAGCCUCAACCACAAUUCUUCCAUGCUGGGGCUGAUGUGGGCUAAUAAGACUCCAGUUCUUAGCGGCGCUGUAGGUUUUUUUUUUUUUUUUUUUUGUCUCAUCCUUAGGAUACUUCUUUUAAGUGGGAGUCUCAGGCAACUCAAGUUUAGACCCUUACUCUUUUUGUUUGUUUUUUGAAACAGGAUCUUGCUCUGUCACCCAGGCUUGAGUGCAGUGGCACGAUCACAGCCCAGUGCAGCCUCAACCUCCUGUGCUCAAGCAAUCCUCCCAUCUCCGCCUCCCAAAGUGCUGGGACAACAGGCGUGAGCCACAGCUCCCAGCCUAGACCCUUAAUCUUGCUGUUAUUUUCCAUGGACUAAAGGUCUGGUCAUCUGAGCGCACACUGGCUCACACAGCUCUGAGGGCCUGCUCCUCUAACUCGCAGUGGGUUUUUUGAGGAUUGCUUGGCCCAGAGCAGACCUGCACAUCUGAGCAAAAACAGCAAAAGCCUGUCUCUCAGUGCACCGACCUGAAUCUACACUGGAAGCCAACUUGCUGGCACCCCUGCUCCCCAACCCUUCUUGCCUGGGUAGGAGAGGCUAAAGAUCACCCUAAAUUUACUCAUCUCUCUGGUGCUGCCUCACAUUGGGCCUCAGCAGCUCCCCAGCACCAAUUCACAGGUCACCCCUCUCUUCUUGCACUGUCCCCAAACUUGCUGUCAAUUCCCAGAUCUAAUCUCCCCCUACGCUCUGCCAGGAGUUCUUUCAGACCUCACUAGCACAAGCCCGGUUGCUCCUUGUCAGGAGAAUUUGUAGAUCAUUCUCACUUUAAAUUCCUGGGGCUGAUACUUCUCUCAUCUUGCACCCCAGCCUCUGUAAAUAGAUUUACCGCAUUCACGGCUGCAUUCUGUAAGUGGCCAUGGUCUCCUAAUGGAGGAGUGUUCAUUGUAUAAUAAGUUAUUCACCUGAGUAUGCAAUAAAGAUGUGGUGGCCACCAUUUCACAGUGGUGACAGCAGUUACCAGUAGUGAGCAUUAGACUCUGGGGGAUAGAACACGGGCUUCCCUGAGAGCUUCAUGUUGGAGCUGAAGUUCAAGGUUCACUUCCUUUGGGUUUGUACUUGACCCUUCUUCAUAGGUCUCUCCUGUUGCCUCUAAAACAAGUGUGUUUCCCCUCAUUUUUGAGGCUGUCAAUGGUGUGAGAGCCAGGAUCAUCACAGGGCCUGAGGUUUUACUCCAGAAAGGCAGAGGAGUGGCAACCUUGGCUUGGGGUUUGGCAGCCCAGGAGAGGCAGGGAGGAUAACUCAAAGCUGGUUCCAUGUUUCACCCAAGGUCUAAUUGUGGGAGAGGACAAAUCCAGAUCCCCUGUUUGACAGAAUUAGUUCACAAAUGUCUCUCGGCAAAGACAUGUGAUACCUAACCAUGAUAAUUGACUUAAUCCAAGAAACAGCUCUGUAGGGCAGAGCAAUAGGAAAUCUCUCUUUCGUUAUGCAAAAAAAAAAUCCCUCUACAUAGAAACUGAGUGACAUGUAAAAAUGUGUAGCUAAGUCAGGGAGUUACUUCCUAAGAGCCUGACACUCUGCUUUUCAUCAAAAGGAAAAACCAGAGUGAGGCAGAGGCGAGGGAGGUGGAGGUGAGCGGAUGAUGUGCUGAGUUAGGGAUGUUUAUAUGCUGCAAAGGUUUGGUUGGUAGGCUUCGCACUAAGAUUAGCCUAUCUUUGUACUGAAAAGGGGGAAGGACACAUAGUGACACAGAUCCUUCUGGUCUUUCCCAGGAGGUGUGACCUAAUGAGGUUUGUUGUGAGAAGAAAGCAAUGUGGUUUCACAUAUAUUAUCUAUCAUAGGCUAGGGACUCAAAAAAUGCAUAUUCCCUCCCCUCUUUCUCUUUCUUUCUUUCUUUCUCUUUCUUUCUUUCCUUUCCCUCCCUCCCUCCCUCCCUCCCUCCCUCCCUUCCUUCCUUCCUUCCUUCCUUCUCUCUCUCUCUCUCUCUCCCCUUUUUCUGUCUCACUCUGUCACCCAGGCUGGAGUGCAGUGGCAUGAUCUCAGCUCACUGCAGCCUCCACGUCCUGGAUUCAAGCGAUUUUUGUGCCUCAGCCUUCUGAGUAGCUGGGAUUACAGGCGUGUGCCAUCACGCCUGGCUAAUUUUUGUAUUUUUAGUAGAGACGAGGUUUCACCAUGUUGACCAGGCUAGUCUUGAACUCCUGAUCUUAAGUGAUCCGCCCGCCUCGGCCUCCCAAAGUACUGGGAUUAUGGGUGGGAAUCACCAUGCCCAGCCUCCCUUCCAUCUUUUCUUUCCUUCUCUGGUCUUCGUACUACUAACCAAGCAAGGCAGGAGGAGUAAAAGGUAAAAUUACAAAAUACUCUGGAUCGGCAUUUUUUUUUUUUUUUGAGACAGGGUCUAGCUCUACGGCCCAGGCUGGAGUGCAGUGGCACAAUCAUAGCUCACUGCAGCCUCAACUUUCUGUGCUCGAGUGAUUCUCCUGCCUCAGUCUCCUGAGUAGCUAGGACCACAGACGUGCACCACCACACUUGGCUAAUUUUAUUUUUUCAGAGAUCACAUGUGGUUUGAGGGAGGAUAGGGAGGACAGGGUGUCAAGAACAGCAUUUUUACCAAGUUGGUAUAAAAAUGAAACAGGAUACAGGCAUGGAUCUUUACACUGAUAGUUAUAGUAAGUUUUAAAAUCUGAGCAGCAAUUUGAAUCACUUCUUGAAAAACAAACACACACAAUAUAUUUUUCGUAGAGGUGGGGGUCUUGCUCUGUUGUCCAGGCUGGUCUUGAACUCGAGAUUCUCCUGCUUUGGCCUCCCACAAGUGUUGGGAUUACAGGCGUGAGCUACUGCACCCGGCCUGCUUUCUUUUUAGGGAAAAGGAUCUGUGGGAGCUUUUAUCCCCAUGGCUGCCUUCCUCAAGUCAACCUCUCCCCGGAGAUGGCAUCAUCUCUGGACUGUUGUUUCUCCUUCUUCCUUCUUCCUUCUCCUCCUCCUCCUCCUCCACCAUGCCCGGCUGAUUUUUGUAUUUUUAGUAGCGACAGGGUUUCACUAUAUGGGCCAGGCUAAUCUCGAACUCCAAACCUCGUGAUCCACCUACUUGGCCUCUGAAAGUGCUGGGAUUACAGGCAUGAGCCACCGCGCCCGGCCCUGUUGUUUCCCUUCUAAGAAACGCAGUGGUCUCUGGAGUCUGCACGAGCAGGCCACCCUGCACUGAACGCCUGUUCUUGCCAGGUGGCAGAAGGUUGCUGCUCAUUUGAGCAGUACCUGUCACCCCUCCUCCCCCUGCUGCUGCUGUUAACUCAUCUUCAGGUCUCACACCUUCUGCACAUAAAUAAGCUGUUUUUAAAAAUUAUUUUUUUUACUCUUUCUUUUCUUUGGAGAGGGUACCAAAGGAUAGCUCUUCUGUAUAAGUAGGGACCUCUCAUGGCCUGCAGGCUUUGGCAUCUGAGAAUCAAACUGGAGAAGAUUCCGAAGCCGUUCUUAUAAGUGUCUCCAUCUCUACCUGGGCUGAAAUGGAAUGUGCAAAUGUAGCCCAGCCUGGUCCUUGGGUGUUGCCAGGUGAUUGAUGACUUGGAGCCAAAGUGGCAUCUCCUUUGACCAAAAUGGGCGAUGAUGAAAUAAAACUCAACAGCCUUUCUCUCAUCUUUCAUUGUGAGAUGGGAAAUAGAGCGUGUCUCUCUGCCUCUCAUUUUAGGCUGAGGCUGUCCAAAGCGGCCAUGCCCCAUGUUUCCACUAGAUGGCGCUGACACAUCAGGCAUCAACCCUCAGGGCCUCCGAGCCUUGCAAAGGCAGCCACUUAAAGCCGCUAUCCUGUGCGGGGCACCAAGCUGAGCUGCAGACAUUCAGUAGGCACGAGGCAAAUGCGUCCCAUUUUAAGAGGCUUGUAUUUAUGAGCUCUUUGCUUCCUCCCUCCCACUAUCUUUAAAGAAUUGCUCUCCAUCUCCUUUGGCAAAGUUCCUUUGCCCUUUGUCUUAUUUUUGUGAAACCCUCCAAGGUAUUUCCAGUCCAUUUGCAUGCAAUCUGGCAUCUUUACGGAGAACGGUCUCAUAUGCUGUUGUUGUUAACAUCGACUAGUAUUUAUGUGUUGAGAACACUGGCUGUUUGUCAGGAAAAGUGUGCCAAAACAAAGAGUACCGCCGGCCCUGGAAAUGCAUCAGCAAAACCCAUUUCCCCCGUGCACUCAUUCUGAGCUUCCUUCCUUCAUUUCUGUCAUUACUGCUGAGAACUGGACUGUGCCCAGCUGACCUUUCCCUUCCUUGCCCUCAUGUUGCUGCCAGGGUCUGCAGGUUUGCCACCGUCCCGGCCCCAAUCUGAAACAUGGGAUUAUUUCAGAAUUGGAGGUGGCAGCUUCAGAAAAAAAUCCUUCUCGAGUGUUGACUGCUGAGAUCCAGGAACUGGGAAAUCAACCCCUAGUUUGUAGAUUGCCCUCUUUGGAAAUUCUGUGUCCCAACCUCGUGGCUGUUUUCUGGAAUUCCUUCUAUUGGGGCAGACAGUGCUGUGCCUUUCUUGACUUCAGGAUGUUCCAAGGAUGCUGCUGGAUCUGUGUGUGUGUGUGUGUGUGUGUGUGUGUGCCUGACCCUGAUUUCUGCAACCUCCAGAUUCUUUCUUGACCCUUCAAAGUGGAACAGUCCAGUGCCAAAAAUUUUAGAGUUUGAGAAGGUCACAGAAAUCCUCUAGUUGGUGCCUCCACAGUCUUCAUUUUACAGAGGAACUCAGGCCUAAUGGAGUUAAUGCAACUAGAUCAGGGUUUUGGUUCUGUGUUCUUUCUACCAUCAGCACCUGUGUGGUCAAUUCUGGACACUUCCCAGAGAAGUCUUUGAGUAGAGACUCCUACUCAAAUUUCACUGUAUAUUUUAAGUGUUCCUCUCCUUUUCCUUUGCCUCCCCUGUUGCCUUUUCUUCCCCUGAUUUCUCCUCUGGUCAUCUCCUCUCCCUUCUGCGUGUAAGCCAUGGGGAAAGGAUGGGGGAGGACAGCUUCUGGUUAAACACAGGACCCCUCUUCCACAUCAAAUGAACAUUGGCUUCCUGGGAGGGAAGGCCUUCAAAGGAGGGAUUGCAAAGCAAGGCAAAGCGUUCUGUCUUCAUUUUCCCCACCCCCAUGAGAUAGGACCGAUGGAGAGGGUGGUGGCGCAACACUGCUUAAUGGAUGCCUUUUCACAUCAUUUCAGUUUUUAGCCCUCAUGACUGUAUUUUCUAAUCAGAGACAAUCACAUUUUAAAUAAAACAAUGACAAAGAA
This is a messenger RNA of Pongo pygmaeus (Bornean orangutan), 6660 nucleotides long. RefSeq names its product G protein-coupled receptor class C group 5 member A (gene GPRC5A). Lineage: Eukaryota; Metazoa; Chordata; Mammalia; Primates; Hominidae. The record is from RefSeq and is a predicted model, not a curated record. Gene Ontology annotation, molecular function: protein kinase activator activity; G protein-coupled receptor activity. Gene Ontology annotation, biological process: G protein-coupled receptor signaling pathway. Gene Ontology annotation, cellular component: intracellular membrane-bounded organelle; plasma membrane; signaling receptor complex. Bases 254 to 1327 code for a protein of 357 amino acids. The transcript has 4 exons.